AUGGCAGGGAGAGAAGCAGUAAAUGUUUUGACCGUUGAGCAUAUUGCGACGUGGAAAGCACAUGGGGAUGAUACUGCGCAUGGAAACGAUGAUCAGUCUGAUGAUGACGAUACUCAGGGGGAGGAUGAUCCGAGAGAGAUUCAUAUCAUUGACGGCAGAUAUUAUAUUUGGCCCGCAGGAAGUUCUUUUGGGCCGAGUCGGACUGCUGUCAGGUGUGUGUACUAUGUGAUUCAACAAAUGUAUAAAGAAGCUUGGACGACUUUUGGAGACGGAAAGUGUACUUGGGAUCAAAUGAGCGAGAAACAUGUUAAAAAAAAUUAUUAUAGCAGAACAUCAAAAAGACUUUCCGACAAGUUGCGACGUGUUAGAAAGCGUUGGGAACGUGAUGGUAGUCGUCCCAAGUGGAUGGGCCAAGAAGUUUUUGAUAAAGUUCUUGUGUAUUGGAAAUCAGAAGAAUUUAAGGUUAAAUCUGAAAAUGCCAAAAAAAUGAGGGCAUCUGAAAAAGGGGGUCACCUUAAUGCAGAUGGAAGUAUAAGCACUUACGAACAUUCUCGACGCAUGGCUAAGAGGUUAGAGAGACAACCACUGAUGGUCGAGCUGGUUAAAGAAACUCGGACAAAAAAAUCGGGUGAUUAUGUUGAUGAGCUCGUUGGCGGAAAAGAGCCUAAUGGAUGUUUUUUUGGUGGUGGAAAUUUGGCGGGAAACUUGAGAAGUGGAGAUAGAACUUUAUUUGAAAGAGUUAGAGAUGGGGAAGGAUCGUCACGUCCAGCACAAUUGUCACCGCAAGUAAUGGAAACAAUAAGACAAUUGGCCCUAACUGAGGCGAGACGUGAGUCAGAGCAACGUGAGGCGGCGCUAAAAGCCCAAAUGGAUGAGAAAGCGCAACGUCAGGCGGCGUUAAAAGCGCAAAUGGAGGGGCAACAACAACAAAUAGAGGCAAUGGCGAAGAGGCAAGCAGAGAUGGAGCAGCAAAUGCGGUUAUUUAUACAAUUUCAACAAAGAAGUAGUAGUCAACCGUUUGGUGGAAACGUAGGAGUGGUUGGAAAUGAGCGAGAGAAUGAUGAUAAAGAUAUGAACCUUGAGAAUUUUCCCGAUCCAGAUGACCCUUAG
Molecule: messenger RNA, 1110 nt
Organism: Vicia villosa (hairy vetch)
Lineage: Eukaryota; Viridiplantae; Streptophyta; Magnoliopsida; Fabales; Fabaceae
Exons: 6
Coding region: 1-1110 (369 amino acids)
Source: RefSeq, a predicted model, not a curated record